Messenger RNA from Gastrolobium bilobum, 1656 nucleotides. RefSeq names its product syntaxin-43-like. The transcript is spliced from 8 exons. Gene Ontology annotation, cellular component: membrane; endomembrane system; SNARE complex. Gene Ontology annotation, molecular function: SNARE binding; SNAP receptor activity. The coding region runs from base 142 to 1119 and encodes 325 amino acids. The record is from RefSeq and is a predicted model, not a curated record. Lineage: Eukaryota; Viridiplantae; Streptophyta; Magnoliopsida; Fabales; Fabaceae. Gene Ontology annotation, biological process: vesicle fusion; intracellular protein transport; vesicle-mediated transport.
UGAUGACUAAUGACUAAUGAUCGUUCGUUGGUUGUUGUUUCCAAUUCCACACCCUCUGUGAGUUUGUGUAUUAAUUAAGCCAAGGAAAGGAACGGAACGGAACCAGAGUCACCGAGUUGUUCCUUUUCGAAACUUGAAUGAAUGGCGACGAGAAAUCGAACUUUAGAGUUCAGGAAGCACAGAGACGCCGUGAAGAGCGUACGUGCUCCUCUGUCUUCGUCAGCAUCUGCUUCCGGCGGUGGUCCUGUCAUUGAAAUGGUUAGCACUUCGCUUCUUCGUUCCAAUCGAUCUUCCUAUACCCCUCUAAGCACCGAGGAUCCAGGUCCAGCAACCUCAAGGGAUGCAUUUACUGUGGGCUUGCCUCCUUCUUGGGUGGAUGAUUCCGAAGAAAUAGCUACGAAUAUACAACGUGCUCGAGUUAAAAUUGCUGAGUUAAUAAAAGCUCAUUCAAAGGCUUUAAUGCCCUCCUUUGGUGAUGGCAAAGAUGAUCAGCGUCAGAUUGAGACUCUCACCCAGGAAAUUACAGCUCUCCUCAGAAAGUCUGAAAUGAGGCUAAAAAAACUUUCCACUGAUAGUGGAUCUUCUGAGGAUUCUAAUGUCAAAAAAAAUGUGCAGCGUUCCCUUGCUACAGACCUUCAGAACCUAUCUAUGGACCUCCGGCGAAAGCAGUCGGCAUAUUUGAAACGUUUGCAGCAGCAAAAAGAGGUUGGUUAUGAUGGGGUUGACUUGGAGAUGAACUUUAACGGGAAUAAAUUUGGUUUGCAGGAUGAUGGAUUCAGUGAUGUGGGUUUUAGUGAACAACAAAUGUCAAAGCUAAAGAAAAGUGAGCAGUUAUCAGAGGAAAGGGAAAGAGAGAUUGAACAGGUCAUGAAAUCGGUAAACGAACUUGCUCAGAUCAUGAAGGAUCUUUCUGUCCUUGUGAUAGACCAGGGAACAAUUGUGGAUAGAAUUGACUACAACAUUCAGAGUGUUGCUACAUCGGUUGAGGAGGGUUUUAAGCAGUUACAAAAGGCUGAGAGAACGCAGAAACAAGGAGGGGUGAUUACGUGUGCAACAGUGCUUGUUAUAAUGUGCUUUAUCAUGAUAGUUCUCUUGAUAUUGAAGGAGAUACUCUUUUAGUCAUAUUAAUGACCGCUUUACCGUCUGUCACUUUCCUCGUGUCAAUAUGAAUCAAAUCACAUUGUUUGAAGACUGUAUCAUCGGCACUGUGAUAGUGCACUUCAGGUAUGAGAACUUGUUUUAUAGAAGGGGAUCAGCUCCUUCUUGAGUGGCAAUGGGAGAUAGCAAAGUACAGUAUUGCUUCGUGCAAUUAUAUACAGAUAAAUAGUUUGUUGUAGGUGCUUGAGAUUUGGAAAGAAAAUUUGUGCACUAUUUAGUUUUAACAAAUCAUGUAAAGACUGAUUUUCAGCAAAUUCAAAACUUAAAAAAGAAAAGAAAAAAGAGAGAGAGUUGUGUUAGACACAAUUUAGUCAUAUUCAAAGAUAGAUCUUGGAUAAGACAAAAUGGUAGGGGAAAUUAUAUACAUCCAAGGGCCAUCAAAAUGUUAAUUUUUUUUUUUUUUGGACAUUACAGGGAAUAGAACCGCACACCUAAUACACCUUAAACACACCCAACACCACUAGGCUGUCCCUUGAUGGUACAAAAAAUGUUAAUUUA